UGAAUAUUAUCUGUUGACAGUUGUGUGUCAAGGUAGCUGAAAGAUUUCCUUUCUGCGAACUUGUUCUUAAAGUCGAAACUUGCUGUGCGUUUAAGUUGAAUUGGGACAUAUGUCCUGAAUCUUUGAAGUCUUCAUUGGAGCCGAGUCAUGGAUGAAGAUGAACGGCGGAGGAAAAUAGAUGUUGGGAGAGCUAAGAAAUCUUCCAACAUACCUGGAAGCCAGUCGCUUGCUAGUUACAGACAGAAGCGGGCGAAAGGCGACGGGGAGAGGGCGCCGAAAAAGACGCAGAAGAGGAAGGGCACGAAUGUCUCGCAGAAUGACAGCUCGCCGCAAGACUGCCACGUAGAAGCAGCUCCUCCCUCAGAGCUUGACCUCAAGACCACCCUCGAGGGAGCUCAAAAACCAGAGGAAUGUGAGGGUCAUCAGAAUGAAGAACAGAAGGAUCAGCGCCUCACCCCAGAGCGAACUCCUUCCCCUGUAGAAAACUUGAGAGAUGAGGAGCUGGCUGCACUCACUGACAGAGAGCAGCUCAAGCAAUUACAGCAGGCUGUGGAGAAGCGCAAUGAAAUAAUUGCCAAACUCAGCUCCAACUUGCAAGAGGCACUGGCUAGUAGAGACCAGGUACAGCUGGAGGCGCAGUCACUUGCUGGACAGAUUCAGGCUCUGCAGAGGCAACUCCACCAAACCAGUGAAGGAUUUCAGCGGCUCAAAAGCCAAACGGGAGCAGAAGUUCAGCCACAGCUUGGACUUUCUUCCCAGGAUGCAAGCACAAAUCACAAGGAUUCACUGCCAGAGGGCGCAGGAAGUGCAAGCCCUGUCUCUCAGUCAGGUGCUGGAAGUGUCGUCACUGAGGCAGAUUCUGUCCUGCACACACUGAGAGCCGAGCUAGAAGAGGAAAGGAAGAACAGCCAACGCAUAUUUGCCCAACUAGCUGAAGAGAUGGAGAAAAACCAACAUGUGCUUUCUUUGCUAGAGAAGGAGAAGCAAGGGAGGGAAGAAGAGCGAAAAGAAAGAGAAGAAGAGCUACAAAGCCUCCAGACUGAGCUAAGCCAAAUCCAGAAUCAGUGCCUUGCAAUGCAGCAGUGCAAAGAGGAAAAGGAGAAACUUAACAAGGAGGUGUUGGAGCUAAGGAGGAGACUUCAGGAGGAGCAAGACUCCAUUAGCAAGUUCAGUGAGGAGGCUCUUAGUGCUGCCAGCCGUGCUAUGAGUCAUGAGGAAGAGGUGAUGAGGCUCAAAGAAGAGCAUAGAGCGGAGGUUCAGCGAGUCAGGCAGCUGUUGGAUGAGAGGGAAAUGGAACUUAAGUUCCGAGAAGAAGAGGUUAUCAGUCUUAAGGCGUCCAAGAACAAGCAGAACCAAGCGACAGCUGGCUUCGGCUUCGAUGGGACGAUCGGCGUGGAAGAAGCUAAUCGGCAAAGCGAACCCGAUCAAGAUGACAUAGAGGCAUCAAUACCCGGUGAUGUCCUGAUGGAGCGUUACUUCUCGUCAGUUCCCAUCGCACAGUCACAGUCGUCAGUGGGAAACGCCAGCUUUGAACACGGCAGUCAGCUGGACGUCUCAGCAGAACACAGUUUUGAGCUGAACAGUGACGUGUUCGGAGACCAGCCCCUGUUGUCAAUUUCAAAUCGUGUCCAUGAAGAAGAAAACGACAGCAUCUUGGAUCCACAUUACUUUGUCCCUGCUGCUGAUGAGUCCAUUAGCGAGUCCCCGUCCCCGUAUCCUCACAACUUCACCCCCGGUGAAAUGGAGAUCAGUAACAACUCAGAGCAGCGGCGUGAGGGGGCCGAAUUGGAAAAAGAACUGUUGAUUCAGCAGUGUGAAGAGCUGCGAGAUGAGCUGGCUCUGAAAGAGCGGGACCUGAAUGUGCUGAAGGAGGAAGUCAUUAAAAGUGCUGAAGAGCUGGAGGAGGCAAGGAACAGGUGGUCUCAAGUGACAGAGGAGCUCAGGCAAGCUCUGUGGGAGCUCGAAGAGGAAAAAGCAAAGAGGAGUUUGGAGGAGACGAGCGUGAAAGCCGCAGAACAAGACAACCUUAAGAACAAACCUGGUGCCUUAUUGGAGGGAAAAGAACAGGAGAAUAUACUUAUGCUGACAGGAGAAGUCGAUGAAACUUCCCUGCUUGUGCCUGCCACGUUUUCAUCGGAGGAAGAAGAGAAACUGUUGAAUGAGCAGGAGAAAGAGACUCUCUCUUCUCAACAAGAGCAGCAGGAGCUGCUGGAAUAUUCUCCGCAGGAGAUAAAGCAGGCUGCGGUUUCUGCCAAAGAGAGCCCAAAAUUAUUCAGAGAUGACAACCAGUUGCAAACACUACAGGUCCACUGUGAGCAUCUUCUGUCAGAGCUUGAGAAAACAAAAGCGGAACAUAAAACUACAUCGAAUCUGUUGAAUAAAAAGACAGCUGAGCAGGACACGGUAUUGAAGGAGCUCGAUGCUACACGUGGGCAGAUUCAAAAUGUCCAAACAGAAGUUGAGCGGCUGGAGGAAGAACUGCGACACAGCCGUGAGAGGCUAGAGAGUGCUGAAAAGGAGAAAAUUGAGCUGGAAUCUCAGAUUUCCUGUCUGAGACAAAACCUGGCCAGUCUGGAGGAGGACCACGCUCGGUCUCUGCAAGAGAGGGAGGAGCACAGGAAAAAGGAAGAAGAGAUGGACAGGCAGAUAAAGCAGAUAGAGCAAGUCCUGGAAGAGGAGCUUGAACAAUUUGAGAAUAUUUUGAAAGAAAAAGAUGUUGAGCUGGCCGAACAGAAGGAGAAAUGGGAGUAUGAGCGGCAGGAGAAGGAGAAAGAGCUCGUCGACGUGAGACGUCUUUUAGAAGCUCAAAUGAAGGAGAGGGAAAACGAGAAGGCGGCUCUGAUGGAGAAACAGGCCCUGACUGUACAGGAGGAGACGGAAAGGCUGAAGACGGCUCACCUACAGGAGAUAAAAGACAUGACAGAGAAACAUCAGCAAGAGGUUUCAGAGUUGAAAGCUCAUCUGGGGGAAGAACUUCUGAAGCAGCAGGCCAUUAUGGAGGAAGAACAAAAGCAACAGCUCUGCCUAAUCAAACAGGUAACUGAACGAGAGCAUGAGAGGAUGGUGUCAGAGCUGAAUGACAAACACAACGAGGAGCUCAGUCAGCUGAGGACCGAGGUGACACUAGAGCUGAGGGAAAGCUUGGAGGCGGCUCACCAGGCUGAACUGCAGCAAGCUCAGGCUCAAAAGAACUUGGAGCUUGAAGCUCUGCGCCUGAGUAUGACCGCAAUCCAAGAAGCACAGCAGCUGGAGCUGUCUGAUGUGACGAAGCUCCAGACCUCCGUGAAUGAAACAUGGACCCAGGAGAUGGAACAACUUCAGGCCAACCAUAAAUCAGAGCUUGAACAGAUCAAACAGCAGAACCAGGAGCAGCAUGACAGGCUGAUUGAAAAGCAUCGUCAAGAAAUAGAUGAGUUGAAGCAGCAGUUGGAGACUCGGGUUGCGCAGGAGAGAGCCUCGUUGGGUGAAAUUCAGGCCAAAGAGGUAGAGACUCUCAGUACACAAUGGCAAAGUAAAGCUGAGAAGACACAAACAGUACUCACAAGCACACAGGCCUCUCUCACUGAGACAAGCGGUGCUUUAACUGAAGCACAGUCAGAGCUGCAGAAAACUCAGGCCAGACUGGAGGACCUGCAAGAGGAGCUGAAACGAGCCUGGGCGGACAAAGUUGCUGCUACAUGUUCUUUAGAGGACUUGGUUUGUAAUCAUAACACUGUGCUGAAGGAGAAGGACGAGCAAGUCCAACAACUACAGGAGAAAGAACAUCAAUUGGAGCAAGAGGUUUUGCGCCUCCAGGAGGAGAUUUCGUCACAAAAGCAGAGCUCAGAAUUAGAAAUAGGUCAGCUGUGGACCCAGCUGGAGAGCAUGAGAGCAAGUCGACAAGAGUUGGGAGAGCUUAAAGAGCAGCUUAUUGCCCGCUCGUCUCGUGUUGAUGACAUAGAACGCCUGAAAUCUGAGUUUAACGAACAAAAGCGAGAAAUUAAAGAGCAGAACGAGGCUGAACUGGAAAGCCUGAGGAGGUAUUUCGAGAAGCGGUUGUGUGUAGCCGAGGAGAGCUACAGAGAGGAAAUUGCUCUGCUGCAGCUGAGGCUGGUUGAAGGUGCCUUGGAGGAAUCGCUGGUAAAAACCACAGAUGAAAGUACAAUGUCUCAAAUUCACGAUAUGGAGGAAAAAUUGGAUCAUUCAGCUGUUGAGCAUGAAAUACCAGAGGAAAUGUUUGACACUUUGAGGCUUCAGCUGGAGGAGAGACAUGCCAACGACAUUUCCAGUCUGCAGUCGUCUUUGACGCUUUCCUUUAAGGAGGAACUCCGACAGGCGCGCUCAGACCUCACCGACCGUUACUAUGAGGAGCUGCAGGAGAUGAAGACGCGUCACGCCCUGGACCUAGAGCAGCUCAGAGCCAAACUUUCUGAUGGGCAUUUAAGAGAUCUCACCAGAGUCCGUUUAGAGACAGCACAGCACGUAGAGGCUGAGGUUGAACAAAGGAUAUGGUGUCAUGUGGAACAGAUGCAGACAGCGGUAACUACCAUCCACACUCUGGAGAGCAGACUGGCUGCCUUAACUAAACAGCAUGAUGCCGAAAUACAGAACACGAAGAAGCUGAAACAGGACUUUGCUGAGGAGGUUAUCCAUCUUGAGGAAGCUCUGAAACAAGAGAAGGAGACAAUGCAGCAAGACAUGAAGAGACUGAGGGAGAGGCAUGAGACCGAGAUGUCUGCCUUGCAGUCAGACCUCCACCAGGAGAUGGAGAAAGAGAAGGCACUUCUUGAAAAAGCUCUUUCUCAGGAAAGAGAAAAGCUAAACUCUCUGCAGGCGACGCUGGACAAUGGCAACAAAAUGAAGGAGCUCACUGCUGUGCUCCAGCAGCAAGGAGAGGAGCGGCUACAUGAAGCACAAGAGAGGUUCCAAGAGGAGAAAAAAGCACUGGAGCAGCAUUUGGUCAAAAGAUUUGAACUGUCUGUAAUAGAGCAAGAAAAUAAGCACAAAGCAGAGAUGGAACAUGAGAGAGAGGCACUGCUGCUCAAACACUCCCAAGAAAUGAACACACUCGAUGCCAAACACAAAGCACAGCUAGACACACUCGGUGCCAGUCACAGAGAUCAGCUUGCAGCUAUGACUGUUGCGCUUGAAUCCAAGCACAACGCCGACCUUGUUGCCUUGGAAGCAGCCCUCAACGCCAAACGAAAGCAAGACCUUGAAAGUCUGGAGGCCGUUUUCCAGGAGACCAAUCGGACUCGGUUGGAGGCUUUAGAAGCAGAACUGACGCACAAACACCAGAAAGAGAGGGAUGAACUUGAAAAGAGGAUGCUGGGAAAUAUGGACACGUUGGAGGCCACAUACCUGAAAGAAGUGCAAACGCUACGCGAUGAGCUGGCUCAGCUUGAAGAGAGGCAUCGUCAGGACCUGACUCACUGUAAUUCCGAGCACAAACAAGUAACAGAGCGUCUCCGAGAGGACCUGAGAAAAGAGCUGGCUCAGAUACACAUGGAGAAGUUCAAAGCCAUGGCUGCAGAGCUCAAGCAUGUCCACACGACUGAGCUCGCUGCUCUUCGAGAGGCCUUAGAUAAUGAACACUGCAAGGCCUUGGAAACACUGAAACAACAGGUGUUAACCUUGGAGCAGGACCACAGCACUGCUCUGCAGGAGCUCUCGCUCACCUCCACAGCUGAAAAGGAGAAACUCAUUAAACAGCAUCAGCUCCAGCUGCAGGAACUGAAGGGCAUAUCUGCCCGGGAGUUGGAAGCUUGUCGCAGGGAGCUCGAGGAGGAGUCGUCAAGGCAAAGGCAGCACUUUGUCGAAGAGGUGGAGCUCCUCAAAGUCCAAUCAGAGGAGCGUCUGCAGGACAGAAUUAAUCAGCUUAAGACCGAGUCUGAAGAGCAGAAGGAGGCGGAGCUUGAACGCCUGAGGCGGAGCUUCAGGCUGGAACAGGAGGAAAAGGAGCAGAGCUACACCGUCAAAAUGAGCCAGCUCACUGCCCAGCUGCAGCAACUGGAUGCUGUGGUGGCCCAGCUGCGAUCUGAAGUCGGGUGUCUGCAGGGAGAGUUGGAAGGUAAACGGGCAGAAAUGGAAACCCUGGACACCCUCCUUCAACGAAGGGAGCGGGAGAGCCAGGAGGGCGGAAACCUUCUCAAGAUGCUCACCGACGACUUGCAGACUGCCAAAGAGGAUGUACACAGACUACACCUCGCAAAUGACAAACUGAAAAAGGUGCUAAUCGAGAUGCUGCACAGCAUCAUAGCCACAGAAGAACUGAUUGGACAAAAAAUAAGUGCCAGAGCCAAAACCUCGGACGAGAAACUGAUCCAACAGAGAGCCUCUGCUGGAAACAAAGAUGCCAAAGAAUCAGGUGUUUCAGCUGCAGAUUUGUCUUCAGAGGACUUGGAGCUGACCCACCUGCUCUGUGAGAGUCUGCUGGUUUCAGAUGCUCAGAUCAACCCCGCAGGAGAAGAGGCUUCUCUGAACGCUUGCAGCAGAUUGCGGCACACAGUAGACACACUGCUGGAUCUUCUAAACCAAGCCAACACACAGCUGGAACAGACCCACCAUGUCCAUCUCUCUCUGGAGGAGAAGUUCUCUCAAGGCAAGGAAGACUCCGCCCAGCUGCUGGAGCAGCACAAGCUCCUAUUGGUGCAACUCGAUCAGGAGGCCAAGCAGAAGAGUCAGCUCCAGCUGGAGCUGCACAAAGCGCAGGGCCUGCUCGAAGGAUACGUGGCUGAAAAGGCAGUCCUGGAGGAGUCUGUGCAGCAGAGGGAAAUUCAAGAAGAGAGGCUGGUGGAGGAACUGGAGCAGCUGAAGGUGAAGCUGCACCAGAUGCAGGGCCUCACCUCGGAGCUGGAGAGCCUCAGAGUGAAGCAUCAAGAGCUCAGCGAGGAGCAUGAAACCCUCCUGCGUCAGAAGGAACACCUCUCUGCUGGACUCGGGGAAAGAGAGCAAGCUUUGCUGGCAGAGACGGAGCGCUUGACCCGAGACAGACUGGAUUUGCAGCGGCAGGCAGAGAAAAACCACAAGACUCUGUCGUUGCGCCUCAGACACCUGGAGAGAGAACUAGAGGAGCAGGAAACGAAAGGCCUCAAGACAGAGCUGGACCACAAGACGACCACUGAGGACCUCAGCCAGCAAGUCCACGCUCUGGAGAAGCAGCUGAAGCAUGACCGGCAGUUCAUAGAAGAGCAGGCAGUGGAGCGCGAACAUGAGCGAGACGAGUUCCAGCAGGAGAUCCGCCGGCUGGAGGCUCUGCUCAAACAGACAAACAUUGUAGAUAACAAAGGACACAGGUUUGAGGCCUUGGUUCUGCAGGUGGAGAGUCUUCAAGCUGUUGUCAAAGACAAAACCGACGAGCACGCCUCUCUGCUUGCGGCCAACCAGCAAGCCCAGCGCGAUCUCGCAGAGCGCGAUGAGGAGAUAGACAAGUUAGCUGGGCGUAUCAGGGAGCUGGAGGAAGCCUUGCUCAACAGUGCGGAGAGCAAUAGAUCCGUCACUCAACUCGAACAAGAGCUGCACAGAGCAAAGUUGAGAGAACAGGAGCUAUUACAAGAUAAGCAGGCGCUGGAGCAGCAGCAGCUCUCGAAUAGGCUUCAGAUCUCAGCCCUGCAGUCCAAAGUGGAUGAGACGAGGCACUGUUACCACGACAACGUCCACGACCCCACCCAGGAGCUCAGGGAUGCUGUGGAUGCUGCUCAGCAAAGUCUUCAGAUCAAAGAACAAGAGGUUGACGUCUUGGUUGGCCAGCUGGAAAGCGUCCAGAGAGACUUAAGUAUCAAAGAGGUGGAGCUCAAACACCUCACACUGCAGCUGGAGCUUCUAACGAAUAAAAACACAGAGCAGGUGAAUGAGCUUCAAGAGCAGAUCGCAGCUCUGAAGGAGAAUGUGUCUGCACUCACUAUAUUUAAAGAGGAGAAAGAAGGACAGAGGGAGAUGGAGGAAACCGAGGAGGAGACCCUCCCGUCAGCUCUUCUUCAGGAGAAAAACCAGGAAAUUGACCACCUAAACUGUGAAAUCCAAAGGCUAGAACAAGAGCUGGAGAAUGCCAGGAACAGCAGUGUGGGCGUGAAGGCUUUGGAAGCCGAGAUCGAGGAUCUUCGCUCUCGCGUGGAGCACCUCCAGUCUGAAGUUACGCGAGUGCGCCAGGACAAACAGGAGGAGGAGGAACGCCUCCACGAGGUCAUCAGCACGCUGCAGGCAGAACUGGCCACACUGGGCCCCAACCUGUGCGAAGUUAGUGACUCCCAGGACGGCGACAGCAUCAAUCCUUCGCCCUCCCCCAGCCCCGAGCCCCAGCACUGUGCCGAGCAGGAGAGGAGGGCCGGGCCCAACAGCCUGAAGCACGAGCUCAGUCUGACUCACGCCCCAUCCUCCUUCGCCUCCUCCCCUUCUCUUCGGUCUCAUCUCAAAGCCCUCCAGAGUCAGCUGGAGACCGCCGUGGCUGAGAAAGCGGGGCUGGAGCGAUUACUUCUCACCCAGGAGGAAGAGUACAGAGGACACGGAGAAGAGUUUGAAAAGAGAGUCACAGCCAUGAGGGAAAAGACCGAGGAACUCCAAGGUCUGCUCAUCCUGAAGGAGGCUGAGCUGGAGGGCGUCAGAUCCCAGUUAGAAGAUGAGAUGAGGAUAAGGGAACAGUUGGAGGAAGAGGUAGCCAGUUUAACGCUCAAAGCUAAGGAGGGCAGCACUACGACUGAGCAGAAAAAUCAGCUGAACUGUCUGGUUUUGGAACUGCAGGACAAGGAACAGGACAGAGUGAAGGAGAUUGAGACCCUGAAAAUAAAAGAGCAAGAGACGAAAAUGGAAAUCGAGGCCCUUCGAGAAACCAGUCUCACUCUGGAGAGACAGGUCCAGGAGGUGCGUGCGGAGGUGGUGGACAUGGAGGAGCUCGUUGCUGUGGAAAGGACCAAGAUUAAAACGCUGGAGACGGUGAAGGGGGAGCUUUCUGCUGAACGCGAGGCGCUCAGGAGGAGGGAAGGUCAGCUCCGGGAGGAAAUUGAAAAGCUAAGACAAGAAUCAGCUUCAAUGAAAGGCCUGAUUCAGGACCUGACAGUGAAGCUGAAUGAAAAGGAAACCAGUCAAGAAGAGGCUCAAAAGGAAGUGCUGACGCAUGCAGAGGUAACCCUCGCUAAAGCUGAUGCUGCCUUGAGGGAAAAAGAGGCAGAAAUCACCAGACUGAGGGCAGAACAGGAGAGUCUGAGGUCUGAGCUGACUGCAGCGACUCAGGGGCUGAGCACCAGUGCAGAAAGAGCCGAAAAACUGCAGGAAGAAGGACAGACCAAAGACCAAGCGCUUGUCAACUUGGAAACUGACAACCAGCGGCUGAAGGCGGAGCUUGGAAGGCUUCAGGAGGACCUGGCCGUGCAGGAGGAGGAACUAGCUUAUCAGCAAAGAGAACUACAGCACCUCCGACAACAGUGGCAUCAACAGGAAACACUCUCUCACCAUCAGGAAUACCCACAGAGGGAUAUUCCUCAAAGAACUUUUGAGGAUGUUGUGACUGUUUCCCGUGAUGAAGUUUCUCUCAGCUCUCCGGAGAUUCUGAGAAAGUUCGACGCGUCCGAGGACAGACUCCCAGAGCGGUUCCACACCUCAGUGCUCGGUUCUCGUCUGUCUGAGCUCAGCGCCCUGAAUAGCACCGGCCUGGACCUUCACCAGGUCAAGACCUCUCCCAGGGUUGUAAUGGAUCCUCCACACUCCAGGACCAUCACUCCAGAUCCAGCCACACAGAGUACACACUCUCCAGCCUCUGUGUCCAUGUCUGACAACUUCUCUGUGAUCGAUUCAGUGGACACUGACAAAAUGCGAGAGUUGGAAGGCCUUGACCUCACAGCACCCCCAUCGCCACUUGGCUCCACUUCUUCCUUGUCAGCAGCCGAGUGGGCGAGUGACGGAUAUGGCAGCAAUGUCAGUUCAGAGUUGGGUGCGAGACUGAGAGUGGAGCUGGAGCAGACUGAAAGGCUGGACGCUCAGUUCAUCGAGUACCUUCGCUGCAGAGGGAUGAAUCCCACGGCAAACACCGACAGUGCCGCAGGCAGCAUGAGCUACAGCGACGAUCUUUUGUCACCAGAGCUUCAGGAUCUGCUAAAGAAAGUAUAUCAAGAGAGCUGCAGAAUCCUCACGCUGUCCCAGCGUCGUGCGCUCCCCUCAACGCAACAGCGCGUUGCAGACUUGAAAGCCUUCGCACUGAGUCAGUCGCAGCAUCACUCUGAAGACGGCUCCGUUCCACUGGACCACCAGGAUAAAUCUUUAUCCACUCCCCCCAUGAGCUGGCAGCAGGAGAAGCGAGCUCUGCAGGAGACCGUGAUCGCUCUCAGAGAGCUGCUCUGCCGAAUGGCACAAAGGCACACUCAACCGAACUACAGAGGCGACAAUAACUGGGGCAGAGACCAGUCACAGAUCGAUGGACAAGUCGAUUCCCAACUGCGGACCGAGCUGCAGGAGAGCCAGAAACAGCUCAAAUGUGCUCACGACAUUCAGCAGGAGCAGAAGAAUAAGAUAAUGUCACUCAGGAUGACUGUUGACAAGUGUGAAGAAGCUUUGAGGAGAGAACAAGCCAGAGUCCAGGAGCUGCAGCGAGAACUGGAGCAGGAGCAAGCUUUGAGUCUCCGUAAAGAUAAAGAAGAUGAGGAGCGACGAGAAGCUGUACACAUGUCCUCUGAGAAGCAGAAGUCAGAGGUCAUGUGUCUAAAGGGUCAACUGGAGCAGGACAAAGUGGCCUACAGCAACCUGAAACAAGAGCUGCAGAUUGAACAGUCUCGAAGCGUGUUGCUGGAGAAACGGCUCGAUGACACCCAUAAGGAGCUGGAGGGUGAACGCCAUCGCUACGCCCACCUGCAGGAACUCAGCCUGCAAGACAAGACCCAUCUGGAACGCCUUCUGAACGAAGCGGAAUCCCGUUUGGCCGACGUCCACGCGAAGCUCGCAGAUGCUCACAGGAAGCUGGACGCGGAGAGGACCCGCUUCUCCGGCCAGGUGGACGAGCUCAGCCGCUUGCACGAAGCCGACGCCGCCCGAGACGCAAAGUUCAUUUCGGACCUGCGCUCCCAGCUGGAGCAGGAGCGAAGGCAGGGGGAGGAGCUGGCCGCCGCGGCGGACCGGCUGAGGGCUGAGCUCAUGCAGAGCAGGAGGAAAUGGGAGGAAGAGGAGCGCACGAGGAGGUCCGAGCUCCAGAGGUUGCAGGAGGCCACCGCCAGACACCGCGUCGCCGUGGAGACCCUGAAGGAGCAGAAACGGGAAGCAAACCAGGCGCUGGAGGCGGCGCAAGAGCUGUCUCGGCGCCAAGGGGCGGAGCUCGCAGAGCUGAAGGAGAGACUCCGAUUACUGAAGGACAAGGAGAGGGAGAGGGAAGAAGAGUGGGAGAGAGAGAAGAGAAAGGGGAGGCAGGAGCAGAUGGAAAGGGAACGACGACAGGAAAGAACCAAUAACAAACUGCACGAGUUGGAGUUACUGAGGCAGCAGGACCAGCAGCGCAUGCAGGAGCUGCAGCAAACUCUUGCAGAGCUCGAGCGAGAUGAGAAGGAGAUGGCCGCACAGAGGCUGUCGGGAUCGAGGACCAGGCCGCCGCACACAGCCGCGUCCUCCCAGCAUCUCAACAGUGACACCCAUCCUGACCGCACCCUGUCCAACAGCCCUCAGCAGCAGCAGCAGCAGAAUCCGUCCACUUCGCCGUCCCACCUGUUGCAGACGCUGCUGAAGGACAAUUCGGAGUUGACGGAGCGUUUGACGUCACUGAGUCAGGAGAGAGCCGCGUUCAAACACAAACUCAGCUCCCUGGAGCGACAACUGCGGCGCACUGAGAACGAACUGGCCAAGGUCACCUCGGAAACGGAAAAUAGACCCACCGCUGAUGUGGCAAGCAACAGCAAGCUGCAGCGAUUGUAUGAGCGCUACCUGCGGGCGGAGAGCUUCAGGAAAGCUCUGGUGUACCAGAAGCGUUACCUGCUGCUGCUGCUGGGAGGAUUCCAGGACUGCGAGGAGGCCACGCUGUGCCUCCUCGCUCAGAUGGGGGCGCGGUCGUCGCCCCAUCCAUUGUCCCAGCGCAGACCCCUCGGACGGUUCAGGGCCGUGGUUCGAGUCGUCAUAGCCGUGUCGAGGAUGAGAUUCCUGACCAGGAAAUGGCAAAAAGCAAUGAGAAGACUUCCAAUAACCGGAUCUGUCAAUGGACACUCUCCAGGCCACAAACCAGAGGUUUUAAGGCCACAGCAGCAGCCAAGAUCCAGUCCUGAAUCCCCUCAGAGCCGAGAAGGCAUCGCCGUCCACAGAGAGACCGUCUCAGCUCUCACACCUCCCAACAAGUCACCCUUCAGACUGCACAUGAAUGUGGCUGCAUCUUUCAGCGCAUCCUCUCAGGAUCCUGAGCGAUCACUGACAGAGUACAUCCGUCAUCUGGAGAAAGUCCAGCAGCGUUUGGGAGGAGAUGUCCAAGGUUCAUCUUCUCUCCAGUCCGAACCGAAGUAGUCUCACCACUGCAAGCCUGAAUGUCGCCUGCCUGCAUUUUGCUAUGACACUGUCCAUGCCUUAUCCUUCAUGUAGAAACAUUUCCAGAUUUACAAGUGCGUUGGAAAAUGGAUUAUGUGUUUUUGUUUUGGUUUUUUUUGUUUUUGUUUUUUUACACAUAAGUUAUUUUUUUAUAUCUGCCAUGUAAUUUUUCUAUUCCCUGAACCUCAGUGUUUUGAAGGUUGCUUUUGAAAUGCUGGAAGAACAAAUGCUUUUUGUUUUAAACACCACUGUUAUUUUUGUACUGAUGUUUGUUUCCUAUGUUUUGUUGUUGUUUUUGUGAUAUGUAAAUGGUACAGAGACCAUCGGUAGGUGUUUCAUUGCACAAAAUGUGAAUCAUAUGCAUUUUUGUAUUAUCUGUGUUUCUACCAGAGUCAAUAAAUAUUUUAACUGCU
Molecule: messenger RNA, 12872 nt
Organism: Salarias fasciatus (jewelled blenny)
Lineage: Eukaryota; Metazoa; Chordata; Actinopteri; Blenniiformes; Blenniidae
Gene: pcnt
Product: pericentrin
Exons: 61
Coding region: 148-12438 (4096 amino acids)
Biological process (GO): signal transduction
Molecular function (GO): molecular adaptor activity; DNA binding
Source: RefSeq, a predicted model, not a curated record